This is a messenger RNA of Girardinichthys multiradiatus, 3994 nucleotides long. RefSeq names its product thrombopoietin (gene thpo). NCBI's taxonomy places the organism in Eukaryota, Metazoa, Chordata, Actinopteri, Cyprinodontiformes, Goodeidae. Gene Ontology annotation, biological process: cell population proliferation. Gene Ontology annotation, cellular component: extracellular region. The transcript has 5 exons. Gene Ontology annotation, molecular function: cytokine activity; hormone activity. The record is from RefSeq and is a predicted model, not a curated record. The coding region runs from base 208 to 777 and encodes 189 amino acids.
GAAAGCUGCUCAACACCGUCUCUGCUUGGUCUGGUAGGAAAUGAUUAGGACUCUGAAUAGGACUUGCUGAAAGAAAAAAGCUUUCUGACCAAAACAGAAUGAGUGAAGUCUCACUGUGAUCUGAGGCAAUUCUUUUCAAAGUUAAUGGAAGAGAGAUGGAAGAUGAAAGACCACAUUUGAGAGACACCAUGCAUCCAAGGACGGGAUAUGGCUUAUAGCAGACUGCUGCUGCUGCUGCUGAUAGGAGCGACUGUCCCCCACCUGCUUCAAGUCCACGCAAGACCUGCUGACUUUUGGUGUGAUACCAACACUAGGCUGAGCCUGAUGUUGAAUUUUAAAGAUGAGGGAAACUGCCCAGACGUCUUACCGUCUCCUUUUCUUGUGCCAUGUGUGGGGCUAAACCUGUUGGAAUGGGAAAAUAAAACUCUCCAGGAGAAAAAGGCAGAGGUUCUGGAGGACUUCCAGGUGUUUCAAGAUGGCAUCUGGCAUGUUGGGAAUCAGAGCAACUUGGAAUGCCAGGCUUGGGUGGAGACUUUUAAGCACAAUGUUUUGCAAUUUGUGAAAAUUGUCAGCAGAGUUCACAAACAGAAUGAUGGCUCUACACCUCCUCGAACUCCGACACAAACGUGUGGUGAAAAAAACAAACUUAGUGAAGUCUUGAAGAUAUACAGAAAGCUAACCAGAGGGAAGCUGGAAUAUCUUGCUACAGACAUCAGAGAAACUGACUGUAUUUAUAACAGGAAAAGGAGUUUAAGGCAAGAGGAUGUAUCGUGGUGACAAAGAUGCAAAAAGACUUGGUAUGGACCUACGUUUUGAACAGUAACGGUACUGGAAAAAAUAAAGCUGGGGUCUUGGAUUGGAAUCGAGGAUGAAGAACUACAAACCAAAAUAGCUGAACUGAAUCAUAGACUGCAUAUUGAGGGCAUACAUAUUUAUAGGGAUGUCAUUCGGUCUUCUAUGGACUGCAGUUUCAAAGCAUUGCCUUUGACAUUUGGGAGUGAGGAGACUGGUCUUUUGGAACCAGCGGUGACUUGCAAAGGAUUGGUCUUACUAAGAUGCAAUGACUGAGGAGAAAAUGAACUUCCCUUCGGCAACAACUACAAACCCUAGAUAUUCCAUAAAAAAUAAUCUAUGAAAUACCAGAUCUACUCAAUUAUGAAUGAGCUGAUUGCAUUCCAGUCACAAGUCUUUAAAGAAGUGGGCUUACUAAUAACCAGGCUAGCUACAGCUAAUAUAAAUGAAUGUGCUGUUAUAGAUAACAGCACAUCAUGCUGUUUUUUUCUAGGCCGCCCUUGGCGGCAUCCCACAAGAACUUAGACAAAAAAGUUACCUGUCAGUUAUUGACCUGAACAAGUUUUGUAUCAUUUUCAUAUCCAGUCAUUGGGUAAUAGACACCCUUUUGUGUUGUGCAGGGUACAUGCCCUCUAAUCCUUACAUCCUUAUUGGAUAAUGAUACUGAAGUUUCCAAUUGAUUUAUACAUUCCAAUUAGUGCUAAACUGUAGGAAUAAUUUUUUUAGUUUAAGGAAUUUUAAAUGGAAAUGAUGUUUAGUUUAAAUUCGGGUCAAACCUGAACUGUAGAAAAGAGGUCUAUCAAAAUACAAUUUAAAAUUUCUGAAACCUUUAUUAUAUUUGUGAAAAUACAUAAACAAAAACACACAUUUAAUUUUUUUUAUGACAUUAUGACCACUAUAGCUUGAGAAAAGUGUGAAAAGUGCAAACUUGAAUUAUUUCUUUUAUACUGAUUACAGAGUUUAAAAAACACAGUUUUCAAUUUGUAAAGUUUGUGUUUGUGUAAACAAAAACCUGGUGUUCUUAGUUUUCUAAAAAAUAUAGGUAAAAUCUGAUCCUGUCCUAUCUUCUGAGUGAAUGUAUUGUCAAACCUCUAAUAUAUGUAAAUACCCUGCUCAAAAAAAUUAAAGGAAACUUUUUUACUCCGAGUAUAAUAUCAAGACAGUUAAAACUUCUGGACCAUUGAUUUGGCCAGUUCAGUAGUAGGGGAAGUUGUAAAUCAGUGUCAGCUGUUUUGGUGUUAAUGAAAUUAACAACAGGUGUACUAAAGGGGCAACCAUGAGACGACCAGAAAACAGGAAUGGUUUUGCCACAGACAGUUUUUCCCUAAUGAUUGUUUUUUAUUCGCUUUUCAGUGGUUUUGUAUUUGACCAGGGUCAGUUAGAGGACAGGGGCAUUAGAGAAGCUGCGGUGAACAUUAUGCUGCCUGCACCAUUGUUCAGCAUGAUCGGUUUGAUGGUGGGUCAGUGUUGGUCUGGGGAGGCAUAUCCAUAGCGGAACGGACAGAUCUGUCCAGGAUGAAUGAUGGCACCCUGAUGAAAUCCUUAGACCCUUCGUUAGACCCUCAACUGGUGCAGCGGGUACUGUGUUCCUCCGUGCUUCAUGUGGAAAGAGUAUGCAAGCUGUUCCUGGAGGAUGAAGGAAUUGAUACCAUUGACUGGCCUCCAUGCUCCCCUGGCCUAAAACCAUUAGAACAUCUCUGGGACAUCAUGUCUAGGUCCAUCCAACGGCACAUGGUUCCACCUCAGACUGUCCAGGAGCUCAGUGACACCCUGGUCAGGAUCUGGGAGGAGAUACCCCAGGACACCAUCCAUCUCAUGAGGAGCAUGCCCCGACGUUGUCAGACGUCAGGCAUGCAUACAAGCACGUGGAAGACAUGCAAACUGCUGAGGACCAUUUUAAGUUGAUGCAAUGACAUUUCAGCAAACUGGACAAGUUUGACGUCUUAGUUUGUUUAGUUUAUAGUUUUUGGCGACUUCGGAUUAAGCCCUGUGUGGGUUGAUGAUUUUACUCAAAUGAUGAUGCAUCCCUUUGUUCAUAACACCUUACCCAUUCUAUAUCACUUUGGAUAUCUAGCAUUAUUGUUUUUUCAAUUUAGAUUGUAUUUUUGUGUGUUUUUAAAGUGUUUCUUUAAUUUUUUUGAGCAGUGUAUAUAUUGGAUUAGAAGAAGGAGAUGACCUCAGCCACACUUGUGCAAGAGCUGCCAUAGACAGUAGUUUCUAAAAGCUGGGAAUAGCAAAGACAAACCUGCUGUGAAAUUUAAGACUGAACAUAGACUGACAAACUACCCUCAAGCUGCAGUAGUGUAUCUGAUCCAUAAACCUGCUUCAAAGUCUCAAUAUUUGCUUUUACAAAAAUAUAUUGCACAAUCAGCUCAUAGUGCAACCAAACUUCCACUUACAGGUUGUUCUGGUUCUCUCAGUCUCAUAGAGACUAAUUUGAGGAAUAUUCUUCACACAGUUUAUCUUUAAAUGCCCCUUCAAACAGCAAAUGCUUCAGAAAAAUGCCUAAACAUUUCUAAAUGUGUUUGUCAUGUGCCCCUAGACGUUGUUAAAGCUCUUGCAAUAUACAAAUAAAAGUGGGAGUGUAGCGCCUUCUGUGGGUGCUGGAUGAGAGGUGCAAAUGACCAGGUUAAGCUGUCCAGAUAUUUAACAUUGCCAUCUUUGAUUGGAGAUGGGUUGCAACUUUAAUCACAUGUUUUAGAGACUGUGAUAAUGAUUCUAUGGUGGUUCUCUCUAAAAGCAGAGUAGUAAAAGUAAAUAACUCUAAACUGGACUGAAUCUAUUUAAUAUGCAGUUUAAAGUGUAAAAAGGUAUGCUCUCUCAAAGUUCAACACGAGGUUAAGUCAAAUGUGAAGUAUGAAUAUAUUCUGUCACUGUACAUUUAAGUUGAAUAUACUGUAUUUUCAUUUGGAUCAUGGGAUACAACAUGAAAAUAAGUUACCUGUAUUACUUUAAAAUGAAUCAUAAAAUCACUUGUGUUAUUGUAUAUAAUGUAUAUAUGUGAAAUGCUGCUGGGUGUGUACAGGUUGUAAACUUUAAAAGGCUGUGUUAUGUGUUAUUUAUUUACUGUGGAGGACUUUGGACUAUUUGAACUGAAGAUGGACCAUCAUCCUGUUGUUAGCUGCUCUGUGUCGCUGGGAUCAUCACUUUCAUUAAUGGCUUUGAGAAAAAGUGUAUUUUCCAAAAUAAAAGUCUAAAUCUA